Theobroma umbraticum is the source of this 1169-nucleotide messenger RNA. RefSeq names its product S-adenosyl-L-methionine-dependent methyltransferases superfamily protein. Lineage: Eukaryota; Viridiplantae; Streptophyta; Magnoliopsida; Malvales; Malvaceae. The record is from RefSeq and is a predicted model, not a curated record.
AUUGAGCCUAAAGCGUCGCUAUUCAAUCCUUUUCUUGGUUUCAAAUCCAAAUCACAUAACCCAACCCAAGCUUGUUUGUCAGAACGGAAAAGCAGGUAGUACUGUACUAAAAUAACAGCAAAACAUACAGCCAUUGAACUCAAAGGAGAAGCAAAAAUGAAGUUCACGGACUCACCAGUAAUUGACCUGCCAGUGCGCGAUUCCCGCCUCUCUAUCCAACAAGACAAUGCCUCCUUCCACGUGGGCACCUCCGUCUGGCCUUGUUCCUUAGUUCUCGCCAAAUUCGCCGAGCGCUGGGCACCACCUUCCCCUCCCACCACCAACGACGACAAAAACCCUUACUCCGACCUCCUCGAUUUCCACAGCCGCCGCCGCCGCGCCAUCGAACUAGGAACAGGCUGUGGAGCCGCCGGCAUGGCCUUCCACCUGCUCGGUCUCCAAGAGCUCAUCCUCACCGACAUAUCCCCUGUCAUGCCCGCACUCAAACACAACCUCAAACGCAACAAGCCCGUGCUCGGCAAGAACCUUAAGACAUCAAUUCUCUACUGGAACAACAAGGAUCAGAUCAGGGCCGUUAAUCCGCCAUUCGAUGUGGUGAUCGCGGCUGACGUGGUAUACAUCGAGGAAUCGGUGGGCCAUUUGGUGGGGGCCAUGGAGGCGUUGGUCGCGGAUGAUGGGGUGGUUCUGUUAGGGUACCAGUUGAGAUCUGCGGAAGCUGAUAAGGCGUUUUGGGAGAUGUGUGAGGAGGUUUUCGUGAUCGAGAAGGUUCCUCAUCAGGACUUGCACCCUGAUUACGCUUAUGAGGAGACCGAUGUUUAUGUUUUCAGAAAGAAGAAGAAUAAAAACUAGCAGAGUAAUCUUGGAUUGAUUUUUUUGGUACGUUUGGCAAUUGGGAAUUGAAGUUAUCCUUUUGUCUUUUUUCCCUAGUGAAUGGCAACAUAAGAAUAGAAUUAAAAUCGUUGUGAUUGUCGGCAUAUUUUCUCAGAUUGUUAGCAGCAAAAUUUUGGGGUUGGAUUGAAGUAUUGUCUUUUGCAAUCUUAUGCCAAUUUCUGCAGGAAACGAUUGUUUGGUUUAUGGGGUUAGUCAAAUGAUGCUUUGCGUUUCCUCCUUUCAGUCUUGUAUAUCAAAUGCUAGUAAUUGAACAACAGCUUCCAAGCUUUAUGGGGUUA